AUGGCUGGGCAGCGGAGGAUGUGUGAUGAAAUUAUGGCCGAGCGCCGACAAAAAGAGCAGCUCCAGUCCUCCCCCGUCUCUUCCUCUUUCCCACCCGAUCCUCUCCUAUCCCCCUGGAACAAUGUCCAAUCCGAGCUUGAGCCAACACUCACGCUAUCCUCUUGCCCUUGGCCAUUCUCGACCUCAGCAGCCCAGACGUCAUUCGGCCCACCAUCCCAGACGACACCCGCAUUCCCCUCUUACUCCCCAAACUAUGCCAGCUCGUCAACUGCGCUGGGCUCUGAGGGAGCUGGUGCCUCAUCCACACCCAGGAGUGCUUUCAAGGUCCUUUCGUCCGUUAAACGAUCGUUUAGUAUGGGUGCUCCCAAAAAGUCGGCCCCAACGUCAUCGCAUAUGCCAACCUACACCCCCGAAGAGACGGCCGCCGCACAGAUCAGAUUGUCCGAUCCCGAUACAUCCCGACCUCCUCCAACAGUGCAACAAAUUGCUGCCGGAUUCGUCACCGGCCUUCGACCCCGUACAUCAUCCCGAGCACCCCCUCCUUCGCGCUCAUCACUCAAAAAGUCCACAACCAGUAGCACAUCCACUUCUUCCUCUGUUUCCCUCGCCUCCACCAGCCUCAUGAGCACUCGUACCGGAAGUACAGCUACCGCCGCAACAAGCGUUGCCAGCUCACGACGCACUCGGCCCCGCUUCAGUCUGAAAGACGCUAUUUUUGGCAGGUCGGGUGUUCCCAUCGCACCUAUCACCACCGUUUCCCGCAAAGCUGUCAGAUUCCACGUCGACCGAUCACCCACUACCGACUCGACGCCUCUUCCGUCAUAG
Molecule: messenger RNA, 825 nt
Organism: Rhizoctonia solani
Lineage: Eukaryota; Fungi; Basidiomycota; Agaricomycetes; Cantharellales; Ceratobasidiaceae
Exons: 4
Coding region: 1-825 (274 amino acids)
Source: RefSeq, a predicted model, not a curated record